Messenger RNA from Apis cerana (Asiatic honeybee), 1953 nucleotides. Its product is annotated as odorant receptor 4-like. Gene Ontology annotation, cellular component: plasma membrane. Lineage: Eukaryota; Metazoa; Arthropoda; Insecta; Hymenoptera; Apidae. Gene Ontology annotation, molecular function: odorant binding; olfactory receptor activity. Gene Ontology annotation, biological process: detection of chemical stimulus involved in sensory perception of smell; sensory perception of smell. The record is from RefSeq and is a predicted model, not a curated record.
CAUAUCCCAAUUUAUUAUUUUCUUAUAAAUCAUUAAAAUUAUCUAUAACAUAUUUGAAGGUCCUCAUACCAUUAUUAUGUAUUUCAUGACAUAGCCAUAAAAAUUUUUCAAAAUUGAAAAAAAUGAUUAUAUGCAUACAUAUUUUCAUUCAUUAAUUUCUCGACUAAUAUUAUAUAUCACACAUCAUAUUUCAAAAUAACGUUUUACUUUUAAAAAAGAUUUACGAAUAUUUUCACGAAUUUUAUCAUUCUGCAAAGAUAUUUAAUUUAAUUUCUAUCACUCCGAGUGUCAUCGAGUGCGCAUCACGUGCAACUACUGCACGAACUGAAACGUAAAUACAUAGAUUAACCAUCGUCAAUAGUCAUGGUAACGGAAUAUAUAUAUUGAUCGAUGCAUAUCAUUUGUAAGGCAUCGUACAUAUGUACUAUUCAGUCGUUUCUGUAACUUCGUUGAGGAGAGAUGGCGGACGAUAUUAUCGCGAUUCAAAAGAAAUUUGGCAGUCUUAACGAGUAUAGCAUACAAGUGAAUAGAUGGCUCUCAAAAACAAUAGGCGUAUGGCCACUUUCAUCUACCACAUCAAAAUUCGAAAAGAUAAUGACAAGGAUUCUAAUUUUUUUCUGUAUGAUCAUCGCUUUAUUCGUUACAAUACCAAGCUUGUUACACUUCAUGCUCGUGAAAGAAGAUGUCAUAUCAAAACUAAAAAUGAUUGGUCCUAUAAGUUAUUGUGUUGGCGGAGGGCUUAAUUAUGCAAUAUUAUUGUUUCUUAAAGACGAUAUACGUUAUUGUAUAGAGCAUAUAGAAGCCGAUUGGGAAACUAUCACAAGGACAAAUGAUCGGCAAGUAAUGUUUAAAAACGCAAAAAUUGGUCGCAUCAUUUCUGGUUGUAUUGGGAGCUUCAUGCAAGUUAGUACUAUUUCUUACUGCACCGUAUUUGGAGUUUUCAAACAGACAAUCAAAAUCGGCAACGAAAGUAUGGAAAUACACGUCUUACCAUUUCCAACCUAUAAAAUUCCGAUUGAUACUAAUCUAGGGCACGGUAUUGUUCUUGGUUUUCAAUAUCUGACAGCAUGCAUUAUGACUGCUACUGUUAUAAUCGCUUUCAGUCUUGCUACAGUAUUUGCAUGCCACGCUACUGGUCAGUUAACUAUAAUGGUUAUGUGGAUCGAAGAAUUUGUAAAUCGGUCACAAAAAAAUAAGAAUGUGCACGUUAAUGAAAUAAGUGUAAUCAUUGAACAUCAUUUAAGAAUUCUAAGUUUCCUAGAACGUACUGAACAUCUAUUAAGUCCAAUAUGCUUCAUGGAAAUGUUCAAGAAUGUAUUAACUAUAUGCAUGCUUAGCUAUUGCAUUCUUGUGGAAUGGUCAGGACGUGAUAUUAGAGCCCUUACUGCAUAUAGUUUUACAAUAAUAAAUAUAACUUUAAGCAUGUUUUUAAUAUGUUAUAUCAGUGAAGUACUAACUGAAAAAUGUAAAGAAAUUGGUAACAUGGUUUACAUGACAAAUUGGUAUCGAUUACCUGAUAAAGAUAUUCUUAAUCUGAUUAUGAUUAUUACACGAUCUGGUAUAGAAUAUAAAAUGACUGCCGGAAAAAUAAUUGAUAUGUCAGUGAUCACAUUUAGUAAUAUAAUUAAAACUAUUUUUGCAUAUUUAAAUAUACUACGCCAAGUGACAAUAUUGUAAUGUGCACAUAUAUUGAGCACAUAAAAAAAUGUAUCAAAUAUAUAUUUAGAAACAUGUUAUAAAUAUUUAUAGAUAUAUAUAUAAUAUGUAUAUUAAAAAUGAAACAUAUUAAUAAUUACAUUCAAGUGAAAGUGUAUAGUAAAAAAUAUUUUUUAUAUCUAUAAUAAUCAGAUAUAUGUCACAUUUUUCAGAAAAUCACAAUUUUAUAAUAUAAUCAUAUGUACUCCACAUUUCUACAUAUACUUAAAUGCAAAAAAACAUCAAAAAUUUUUUUUA